AUGGAUGAAGAUGUGGCGGAGACGUCGUUUCUUCGAAUCGAUGAUGCAAACGAUGAUGAAGUCUAUCCGUCACCAGCUAAAAAAUCUCAUCGAAGCAUGAGCAAUUCGUCAUGGGAUCCAGCUUUACGAUAUGAAGAUGGGAAGAAACCCACCAAAACCCCAGCCAGAUACGCGACAGCAUUACGGAAUGCGGUUCCAGCAACUGUACUAACCAAUUGGUCAUGGGAUCCAGCUUUACGAUAUAAGGAUGGGAAGAAACCCACCAAAACCCCAGCCAGAUACCCGACAGCAUUACGGAAUGCGGUUCCAGUUAGAACUGAGAAAGGCGCUAAAGGUUGCGCAAAAAUCGAUCAAGCCGGCCUCUUCUCUUUCGUCACUUAUGGCUGGGUGUUCGAGUAUUUGUUGCAAGCAUUUAAAGGCAAUUUAUCUGACAAUGCUUGGACAUGUUCAAUAUUUGAUGGAGCUAAUGCAAAUCUAGCUAGAAUGGAGCUUUUAUGGAAUGAGGAAAUAACAACGAAUAAGAAUGAUCCAAAAUUGUGGAAGGUAGUGUAUCGAUUUAUGAAAACGCGACUCUGGUUUUCCUGUGCCAUCUUCACAUUUUGUUUAGUUUUUGGAUUCAUUGGACCAACUUGUUUCGUUCGUGGACUUGUUGCCUUUGCUGAGAAACCAUUAAACGACAACAGUGAUCAAAUCGAUUAUGGAUUUGGCAUUAUUCUCGCUUUUUCUAUUCUUGCUGUCGAAUUCGCGCGAGUGCUAGCUUAUGGAGCGACUUGGGCUGUCUCCUAUCGAACGGGGAUUCGUGUACGAUCAGCUGUACUUGGACUUCUCUUCAAGAAACUUAUCAACUCAAAGACCACACAGAAUAAUAAAGCUGCUGAGAUCAUCAACCUUUUCGCCAACGAUGGUCAACGUUUAUUUGACGCAGUCACUUUUAUGCCAUUAGUGCUAGUCGGUCCAUUUGUGUUAGUUGGAGGUAUUAUUUACCUUCUCAUUGUCAUUGGUCCAUGGUCUCUCACCGGUAUUUUCAUCUUUUUCUUCUUUGAUGUUGUACAGUAUUUUCUUGGAAUGACAAUGGUGAGAUGCCGUGAAAGAGCGAUCAAAAAAACUGAGAAUCGGGUGACUCUAAUGGGAGAAAUUGUGCAUCAUAUUCGUUUGAUUAAGAUGAACGCGUGGGAGGAGAAUUUCAUUGAUCGAGUGGAAAAGAUGAGACACGACGAGAAAGUUGAUUUGAGAACAGCUGGCUAUGCUCAAUCUUUGGCAAUCGCUUGUGGACCAGUUGUACCCGUUGUGGCUGCUCUUCUAACCUUUUUAGGAGUUGUUUUAUCAGGAAACGAUCUGAUGGCCAGCGAUGCUUUCAGCGCAAUCACCGUCUUUUUCGUGAUGCUUUUUGGAAUUCGAAUGAUUCCAUACGGUAGCAGAUACUUGGCUGAAGCGGUUGUCGCUUUACGAAGAAUCGGCGCUUUGUUGCAAACAGAAAAAUGGGAUAAUUCCGUCGCGCAAUGCAGUAAUCCCGAUUUGGCUGUUGUUUUUAAAAACGCCAAUCUCAACUGGGCAUCGAAUUUGGUGAUCGAAACAGGGAAAAGACCAGUUAAACAACAAGAAACAGAACCAAUCUCCAUAAAACGAGAUCAAUUCACUCUACAAAACAUCAAUUUAUCAAUAAAAAAGCGUGAACUCGUUGGCAUUUGUGGUGGAGUUGGGAGUGGAAAGUCAGCUUUGUUGACAAGUAUUAUUGGACAUAUGCACUUUGAGAAAGGUGAUUUGGAAUUAGGCGGCUCUGUCGCUUAUGUUUCACAAAGUGCAUGGAUUCAAAAUGCGACUUUUCAAGAAAAUAUUCUUUUUGGUUUGGAAAUGAAUGAAAAUCGAUAUUUCAAAGCUAUCGAUGCCUCACAACUUCGAAGAGAUCUAGCAACGAUGCCGGCUGGGGAACACACUGAGAUCGGUGAACGAGGAGCUACACUAUCUGGUGGGCAAAAAGCUAGAGUCUCCUUUGCAAGAGCUUUAUUCGCAAAUCGGGAUAUUUACUUGUUGGAUGAUGUGCUGGCAUCAGUUGAUAAAAAUGUAGCUGAUCGAAUCUUCAACCAUGCUAUUCUCGAAUAUCUUAAAAAUAAAACCAUUCUUAUGGUGACAAGAGAUGUAAAAAGAUUAGAGAAAUGUGAUCGAGUGAUUUUCUUGGAGAAUGGGCAAAUUGUUGGUGAUGAUAAGCAUGAAAUACUGAUAAAAGCAUGUGAUGCAUAUCGGGAAUUCUGCGAGAUUUCAAAGCAUAACGCUCCAUUGGUGUCAGCUCACGAUGAGUAUGUGGAAGAGAAAGAUGAUGGGACUUUAAUCAUUCAUGAGAGGUCAUCAACUUCAACCACAUCUCCAACGAGGUCACAAUCGAGAUCUGUUGUGCACAAAGAUCAUGAUUCAACAAAAGUUGUUCAAGACGAAGAGGAUCUUGGGCUAGCCGCAAUGUCGUGGAAUAUUUAUAAAGGCUACGUGAAAGCAGCUGGUUCUUUCCUUGUUUGGGCCGUUCUCAUAUUCUCUUUCAUUCUCAACGUCGUCGCAACUCUUUUCGCUACAUAUUGGUUAAGUAGAUGGUUGAAGAAAGGACAUGGAGAAGAACUUGUGCACGAGAAUGGAACUGAAGUGUUGCGGGGUCAUACAUCAAUGGCUGACUCGCCAGACACUUCCUUUUAUGCAACUGUUUACGCAAUCUCUUUGGUGAUUCUCGCAGUCUCAGGAUUGUUUAAAGCGUGGAUGUUUGUAAAGGUUUCUCUAAACGCCGCUUCUCGUCUUCACAACAAUAUGUUUAAAGCAUUGAUGCAUGGUUGUGCGCUGUUUUUCGAUCAAAAUCCAACUGGAAGAAUCCUCAACCGAUUCUCAAAAGACAUGGAUGAAAUUGAUGUGAAACUCCCGUUCUCAAUCGAGGUGUUCUUGCAGAACAUGUUCACAUGUAUCGGCUAUCUUCUAGUAAUCGCUUGGGUAUUCCCACAUUUUCUCUUCGCCGCUGUCCCACUCUUUGGAAUCUUUCUACUGUUUGUCAUGUGCUUUAGAGCUGGAAUCCGAAGUUUAAAACGAUCAGAGAACAUCUCUCGAUCACCAUUAUUCGAUCAUAUCACAGCUUCAAUUGAGGGGAUAUCUGUUAUUCACAGUUAUGGUCAAACAAAUCGCUUUUUAGAGACAUUGAAGCAAAGAUUAGAUGCAAAUAGCGGUUCAAUGUUCAUGUUCCAAUCAGCAAUGAGAUGGCUAGCUGUUUGGUUGGAUCUUCUCGUUGUUGCAAUCACUUUCGUUGUUGCUUUGUGCAUUGUUUUACUUACCGGAAAAGUUUCUCCAGCAGACGCUGGAAUGGCCAUCACUUUUGCUAUUCAAAUGUCUGGUAUAUUCCAAUUCGCUGUGAGAACUCAAACAGAGAUGGAGGCUAAAAUGACAUCAGUUGAACGAGUUGUCUAUUAUGCUCAAAAUAUCACAAAAGAAGGUGAAUGGAAUACGCUGAAAGGAACUGAUGUUCCAAGUGGAUGGCCAUCAAAGGGACAAAUUGAUUUUGCUGAUGUUAAACUUCGUUAUCGUCCAAACAUGGAAAUGUCACUUAAUGGAAUCACUUUCACUAUUAAAGCAAAGGAAAAGAUUGGAAUUAUUGGAAGAACUGGAUCAGGGAAAUCUUCGCUUGCCAAUGUCCUUUAUCGGCUUUAUCCAGUGAGUUGGGGUCAAAUUUACAUUGAUGGAGUUGACAUUACGACAAUUGGAUUGCACACGUUGAGAAGAUCUAUGGCAAUCAUUCCACAAGAUCCAGUCCUUUUCGCUGGUUCAAUUCGAUCAAACCUUGAUCCAGCUGGAGUCUUCACUGAUGAACAAAUUUGGAUCUCUCUUGAGAAAACUCAUAUGAAACGACAAGUACAACGACUUGAAAAGGGAUUGGAAUCUGAGGUUAUUUCCGGUGGAGAGAACUUCUCGGUCGGUGAGAGACAGCUGCUUUGCAUGGCACGCGCCUUACUCAUGAAGUGCAGAAUCGUUGUACUCGACGAGGCAACGGCUUCUCUUGACGCCAACAUGGACAAAUUGAUUCACCAAUGCUUACGUGAUUGCUUAGCCGAUUGUACAGUUCUCUUGAUCGCUCACAAGUUAGAGAAUAUUGCUGACUGUGAUCGAGUACUUUUGAUGGAUGAUGGACGGAUGAUCGCUUUCGAUGAGCCGAGCCUUUUACUGAAAAAAACUGGAGUCGAGUUGAAGAAAGUCGUUGAAGAAGAUGCUCCACUUCCGGAAGAAACAAUUCGACAAGCUCUUGACUCAUCAAUCAUCAUCAUUGAAAAUGAUGGCACUCAAUCGUUAGCCUCUGGUGAUACAACAGCUACACCAAGAAUAGAUCAUGAAAAAGCGAUUGAAAUCGAAGACGUGUCAAAUAUCUCGGUGAAAUCGUUGGAAUUGGUAAAGACUCCAUCAAGAGAAUCACCAGUUAUGAUCGAGAAAGAACAAUCAUCACAAUCAGAUGAUCCAGAUGUGGAAAUAGUUGAAGAUGAGGAUGAGAAAAGGGUUGUCGCCUUAGAUGAUGAGAAGAAGAAUUCACGAGAAGAUUCACCCACAUCAUCGACAGAAGAUCACGUAGUUGUGAGUGAGAAAGAUCUCGAAGAUGAAGGAGAGAAAGAAGAGAAAGAAGAGAAAGAAGAGACACGACUUCUUGAGAAGAAGAAAAAAGGGAAAAAGGGAAGAAAACAU
Messenger RNA from Mesorhabditis belari, 4692 nucleotides. NCBI's taxonomy places the organism in Eukaryota, Metazoa, Nematoda, Chromadorea, Rhabditida, Rhabditidae. The record is from the annotation of a GenBank genome assembly.